AUGUCAAUUCGAUUAUUUCAACUUGUAGUUAGUUCCUUGAAGCAGAAUCUACAACCGUCGAAUAUUUUAUUAAAAUCAGGUAUAUCAAUAAGGUCUAUAACAGCCAUGGAAGUUACUGAAUCUGCUGAGAACAAUCCAGAAAUAUUACCUUGUAAAAAUCAUACACGGUACAAACGACGUUUAAAACGGCAAUGGGAGUCGAAUGAUAAAAAUGAAAAUAAUGCCAGUGAUGAAAAGAAAAUAUGUGAUAAACCUUUCGAAAGAAUUAAAAGAAAGAAAAUGGCGAUGCUGCUUGGAUACUGUGGUGUAGAUUAUUAUGGUAUGCAAAGAAAUCCAGGUGUUAGAACUAUAGAAGAGGAUCUCCUUAAAGCUUUAUUUGAAGCGAAAUAUAUUACGGAGGAGGAUUUCAACAAUCAACAAAAUGCACAAUUUCAGAGGAGUUCUCGUACUGAUAAAGGAGUGUCUGCUGCCAGACAGGUUGUCUCACUUAAACUACCUCUAGAAGUUAACAUAGAAGAAAUAAAUAAGAAUUUACCUGAAUGCAUAAAGGUGUUUGCAAUUAAACGGGCUACCAAUAAGUUCAAUUCAAAAUCAAAGUGCAACGCACGGACAUACAGUUAUACACUCCCUACAUAUGUGUUCGAUCCUAAUGUUAAAGAAGAAGAUAGAAAAGCAUAUAGAUUAUCUGCUGAAAAAAUGACUAAAGUUAAUGAAGUAUUAGCUGUAUACAAAGGUACCAAGAGCUAUCACAAUUUUACAGAGAAAAAGCAUUAUCAAGACCCAUCAUCGUUAAGGUAUAUGAUGAGUUUUACCUUAGAAAGAGUAUUUUUGGAAUCUGAAAUGGAGUUUGCUGAACUUUUAGUUAAGGGUCAAAGUUUUAUGUUACAUCAAAUAAGAAAAAUGGUUGGGCUAAUGAUUGCUAUAGUCCGAGGUCACACCGACAUGGGCACCAUGGAAAAGGCAUUCAGUAAAGACAAAGUUAUGAUACCGACGGCCCCUGGACUAGGCUUACUUUUGGAUAAAGUUCAUUAUGAGAGGUAUGACGCGAAGUUUAAAGACAGCCAUGAUAGUCUAACGUGGGAUUCCGAAGAAGAGGCGGUGCAAAGAUUUAAACGGGAACAAAUCUUACCUAGUAUUAUUAAAGGUGAAAUUGAAGGCAAUUCAAUGGGGCUAUGGCUAGAGAAAAUCAAAAUGCACUCAUACGAGCCCAAUGAAGAAACAGAUGAUAAGAAUGAUAAUGAUUUCGGUGGUGAUGAUGACGAUGAUGACACUGAAGUGAAAGAGGGUGAUGGAAACAGUCCUGAUGAUGACAAAAGUGAGAAUGAAGGUAGUAUGGUUAGUGAUAAGAAUGAUGUUAUGGAAAAUAUUAUUAGUGUUAAAGACAAGGAAUGUAAAGAU
Molecule: messenger RNA, 1398 nt
Organism: Brenthis ino (lesser marbled fritillary)
Lineage: Eukaryota; Metazoa; Arthropoda; Insecta; Lepidoptera; Nymphalidae
Source: the annotation of a GenBank genome assembly